GUCGACAACAGCCAUACGUGGAAGAGGCGACAGGUUUGUCUCCCUCCAACCCUCGCAUAUCUCAUAGGCUGAAAAAUGCCUUUUGUCAGCGGGUAUGUAAAGAGCUCUUAACAGGGUUAGUGGCAGUGUUGGUGGCCUGUCAGAAGGUAUGUCAACAGCUCUUACACGGGCACAAAUCUCUGGCUAAUUCCCGGCUGUCUAACACUGCCCGCUAGUGCUACUAGCCGCGGUGAGUCGAUUUGCUCCCUAACGCAAAUGAGCUUGACAAGAGACUGGGCUACCGUCUGUAAGGGCUCUUAACAGAGUAAUUGUAAUUGUGUACAAUGGAUCCUGGAGUGGUAACGGAGCAUGUGUUCCAACUGUUCAGUAACCAUGGUAACGAGGACUACUUGGGUGAGGCUGUAUCGAAGACGCAGCACAGUAUCCAGUGUGGAAUGUUGGCGGAAGCAGAGGGGUAUUCGAAAGAGAUAGUUAUUGGCGCUUUCCUUCACGACAUCGGUCAUCUGGUGGGACAGGAACAACAGCUGCCGAAGAUGGUGACCGAUGACGUCAACCUCGGUGCCGUGAAUCACGAUACGGUUGGAGCCAGGUUUCUACAGGAUCUUGGCUUUCCGGAAAUCGUAUGCGAUCUUGUCGGAGGUCAUGUGAACGCCAAGAGAUACUUGGUCUGGAAGUAUCCCGAUUACUAUGAAAAGUUAACGCCGGCAAGUAAGAAGACGCUGGAACAUCAAGGAGGUCCUAUGGACUCGGAAGAGGCAACUGCAUUCGAGACAUCUCCAUUGUGCGAGAUCAUCUUACGCAUGCGGACUUGGGACGAACGCGCCAAAGACCCGGAAACUAAGAUGGACUCGAUCGACAAAUUUAAGAAUAUCUGUAUGGAUGUCCUGAAGGGAAGAGACUAACUUUCCACACAGUGCUAUUUGUAUAUUUCUUUUUGGGGGGAGGGGAUCAAUUUAAUACACACGAACGGACGUUAACCUUCUUCCGCUGAUUAUGUUUGUCUACGUUAUUUUACCAUAGAAUCAGGAAAUAGUCAGUUUCAAAUGUAGUUUUAAGCAGACCUAUUUAUGUCAUGUCAGGGUUUUACUUCCGCUCCAGGCCACAUCCACAAUGUGGUCGACAUCCGCCGUGAGACAUUUCUUAUAUAAGUUGGAUAUUCUUGAUGUUGGAUACCGGGUGAUGGAUUGCAAAACAAACAUCGUCAAACAUAGUCCCUGUCCGGUACGUGAGACAAAAUGGUGUGUAUUUUGCACUUUUGGUCAUUGAAAUUAAAUGUUCGCAUCACGAAACCGGAUUUCCGGAUAAUAAAGCCUUGUAUGUAGUAUAUAUUUCGUUUCACGUACAAAUCGUCCCGUAGGCGAGGUUUCCUGAUAUCUGUGAUCCGGAGAAGCUGGAUUCCACUGUAUUCUAAUUUAUGAAUAAAUGUAAGAUGAAAAGUUCAAUAAUAAGAAACCCAUAGUCUGGUUC
Haliotis rufescens (red abalone) is the source of this 1467-nucleotide messenger RNA. RefSeq names its product 2-amino-1-hydroxyethylphosphonate dioxygenase (glycine-forming)-like. NCBI's taxonomy places the organism in Eukaryota, Metazoa, Mollusca, Gastropoda, Lepetellida, Haliotidae. The record is from RefSeq and is a predicted model, not a curated record. The coding region runs from base 324 to 902 and encodes 192 amino acids. The transcript has 4 exons.